AUGGAUGCAUUGCAUCUGGUCAACCGCGUGUUGGACCUGGCGAAGUUGGAGGCAGGCAAGGCGGUGGUGGAUGAGACGAGUAUCACUGUGCGCGAGUGGCUUCAUGCCGCGUUGGAGUGGCAUGUGGAGGAAGCACACUCGAAAGGCAUUGAAUUCCUCAGCAUUGUGGACGACAACGUUCCGGGUCACAUCAUUGCCGACCAGAUGCAUCUUUCCAAAAUGCUCAAAGAAAUCUUAGAUAACGCAGUGAGGUUCACAGAGCAAGGCCGCGUGACAGUGCGGGUGUCCCUGGUGCCUCGAGGGACAAGCUUGCAAGAUGCCCUUUAUUGCCAGGGCCUUUCCACACCCGCCUCGCACACACCCGCUUCCUCUCUCGCCAGCUGGGCUGCUGUCUGGUUCUCCUCAAAAUGGGCCUGGCUGUACAAGGCGUUAAGGGAACUUCCAGCAGCGGCGGCGGCAGCAGCAUCAGCAUCAAGUGCUUCGAGCAGCCCUUCCAGGGAUCGGCCUGCUGUGCUGGUGGUGUCGUGCCGGGAUUCGGGAUGUGGCCUGCCAGCGUCUCUCCUGGGAGUCCACAACAGCAAGGAGCCUUCGCACUUCUCCCUCGCAGAGUUGCACGAGGCAGGGAGUGGGUCAGGAGCAUCGCUUGGCCUUGUGCUCAUGCAGCAGAUGGUGAGUGCUCAUGCAGCAGAUGGUGAGUGCUCAUGCAGCAGAUGCGAGGGGGACUGCUCGAGAGCCCUGGAGAGAACAGCAGAACGGGAGAGCGUGAGGAAGAGCAGCAGCGGCGACUACACUCGCCCCGUCUCUGCCAAUGCAGCCACAGGAGCAUCUGCAAUUUGCGGGUCUUUCGAGCAUUUGCGUGCGGAUGAGGCGGUGACGAGGGCGUGGGUGGGAGGGCUGCGAGUGCUCGUGGUGGACGACACGCCCGUCAACCUCCUCGUGGCCCGCCGCUCCCUCGCCCGCUGGGGUGCACACGUCACCACAGCAUCCCGUGGGGAACAAGCGCUAGAGUUGAUAACUGCUGGGGUGGCGGAGGGGGGAGGGCAGGAGGAGGCGAGAGGCGAACAUGCUGUUGGGGAGGAGGCGAGAGGGGAGCAGGAGGCGAGAGGGCAGGAGGAGGGGGGUGCAUUAUUGCAGCAUGGCUUUGACUUGGUUCUCAUGGACCUGCAGAUGCCAGGGAUGGACGGCUUCGCAGCAGCAGCAGCCAUACGAGCCCUCGAGAGAAAAGUGGAGUUUGAUUCAAUUCGGCCCGUCUCCCUGAGGGUGCCCAUAGUGGCGCUGACGGCAGACGUGGAUCGCGGAGUGGUGCAGAGGUGUGCAGAGGGGGGGUUUGACGGUGUGCUGCAGAAGCCAGUGGAUGCCCACCUGCUCGCCGCCCACCUCUCCCACAUGCACCCCCAGAGGUCCCUCCUACGGGUCGUGUCACACCCCAGCUUUUGA
This is a messenger RNA of Closterium sp. Yama58-4, 1437 nucleotides long. NCBI's taxonomy places the organism in Eukaryota, Viridiplantae, Streptophyta, Zygnematophyceae, Desmidiales, Closteriaceae. The record is from the annotation of a GenBank genome assembly.